This is a messenger RNA of Cavenderia fasciculata, 1209 nucleotides long. RefSeq lists its product as uncharacterized. Gene Ontology annotation, molecular function: zinc ion binding; protein binding. The coding region runs from base 1 to 1209 and encodes 402 amino acids. The transcript has 5 exons. Lineage: Eukaryota; Evosea; Eumycetozoa; Acytosteliales; Cavenderiaceae. The record is from RefSeq and is a predicted model, not a curated record.
AUGUCUGGUGAACGAGAAUCACUAUCAAUCGAAGAAAGAGUUGCAAAUCAAUCAGAUUUAGAUACAUUAACAUGUUCGAUAUGUUUAUCGUUGAUCACCGCACCCGUCAAGCAAUGUGUGUCUGGUCAUCUUGGUUGUGAAGCUUGUUUGGAUCAUGUGGCAAAGACAACAGGAACUUGUCCUCAAUGUAGAACACCUAUUUUAAAUGGAGGGCUAUCAAGAUCACUAGUUGCUGCUCAUAUGUUAGCAUCUAUAAAGAUUCAUUGUGAAAAUCAAUUUAGAUAUAGUAAUGAACAAAAGAAAUGGGUAAAAGAUGCAAGAGGAUGUCAAGAGAUUGUAACCGUUGAAACUUCAAAUGAUCACAAGUUGAUUUGUAAAUAUAAUCUUUUAAAAUGUCCACAUCAAGGAUGUAAUGUAGAAGUAUUAAAAGAUGAUAUGACUAGUCAUCUUGUACAAUGUAAAUACCAAUCAAGAGAAAAGAUAUCAUGUCCAUUUGGUACUGAUAUCUGUAAAUUUAUUGGCACAAAAACAGAAAUCGAUCAACAUAUUCUAAAUCAACUAUCGGAUCAUUUACAAGUCAACAAUCAAAGAAUAGAUGAUAAAUUCAAUUCACUUCAACAAGAAUUUACCAAAUCAAUAGAAUCAAUCAAGGAAUCAUACAAUCAACAAUCGGAUUCUCUUGAAUCACAGAUGCAGUCACUAAAGCAAACAUUUCAAUCAAAAUUAGAUAGAUACAAAAAUUCGAUAAUGAUAGAUACGGAUGAAAAGUUUAGAAAAUACAAGGAUAAAACAAACGAAAUGAUUAAACAUACAACAGUUCAUUCGGAAUGGGUUAUUGAAAACUUUGGUGAAAAGUAUAAAUCAAAAGCUGACCAGGAUUCUGAUGAUUUUAAAAUGGGUGGAUUCGAUUGGUACAUUUCUUCAUAUAUGGAUAGUGAAGAUGAUGAUACUGGCCAGUUAGGAUUCUAUGUUUUUUUGCACAACAAUCCUGGAAAAUUGGUAAAGAUGUGUUUUACUUUGGAAGUGGUUUUCUCUCGCUCACAAAGAUACUCUCAACGGGUUACAGGUUUUUAUAACUACCAAGGUAUUGGUAAGGGGUAUGAUAUAGACCCAAAACCCUAUUUAAAAGGACUACAAGACAAUGAUUCUGUCACCGUUCGAUUCAAAGGUUUUGUCGCAUCGAUAAAUGAUGACCCACGUAAAAAAUGA